ACUCUCUCUCUUCUCUGUUUGACUGUGUGUCGUUCCUCCCCACCGAGACGAGACCGAAGUGUUCUCUUUGUAUCAUCUCUGAAUCUAAAGUUUCUUUUGUCUGUUAAAUUUUUUUUUUUUUUUUUUGGGGAUAUAUCUGUAGAAGCAAGAAAAUAUGUGAGGCGCAGAGACGCAAAUUCAUGGCUUUCUGUGGAUGGAAUUUCGACCACCUCUACAGCUCCCACUGGCAAUUUAGAUCUACUCCUCUUCAAUGACUUCCUCUGCAUCGUCUCCGGCCCCUCUCGUUCACUCCCUCAAUGGGGAUGUCUGAUAUUUAUUAGUUUUAUCCCUGAAAAAAGACCCACAAAAUCUAGAAGGCUACUCGUAUCAAUAUGGCUCUAUAAAGUGACAAUCGCUUGAAGUUCAAAAGAUGGCCUUUUAUUCUGAGGAAGAAAAAUCUGAGGAUUACCUCUUCAAGAUUGUUUUAAUUGGUGAUUCUGCUGUUGGAAAAUCAAAUUUGCUUGCAAGAUUUGCUAGAGAUGAGUUCUACCCUAAUUCAAAGUCAACUAUAGGAGUAGAGUUCCAAACCCAAAAGAUGGAUAUCAAUGGAAAGGAAAUCAAGGCUCAGAUCUGGGACACAGCUGGUCAAGAGCGAUUCAGGGCUGUUACAUCUGCAUAUUAUAGAGGUGCAGUUGGAGCUCUUGUUGUGUACGACAUCAGUAGACGCCAGACAUUUGAUAGCAUUGGCAGAUGGCUUAAUGAACUUCACACUCACUCCGACAUGAAUGUAGUUACGAUACUUGUUGGCAAUAAGUCUGAUCUCAAGGAUGCCAGGGAGGUGCCCACUGCUGAAGGCAAAGCCUUGGCAGAAGCACAGGGUUUGUUUUUCAUGGAAACAUCUGCUCUCGAUUCCUCCAAUGUAGUUGCUGCUUUUCAGACAGUUGUGAAAGAGAUCUACAAUAUAUUGAGCCGGAAAGUGAUGAUCACUCAAGAGCUCAAGAAACAGGAUACUACCUGGAUGGAAAAUGGAAAGACUGUGGUUUUACAAGGAAAUGGGAACCAAGAAACAGUGGCAGGGUCUAGAAAAGGUUGGUGUUGCUCAUUUUAAAGCCUUGCUUGGACCAUAAAUGAUCUUUUUGCCGUUCACGCGGGCCUGAAUUGUCAAGUCUAGUUAUACACUUUUUUUCAUGUGAUCAAAUUUCUUGAUUUUCUUGCAAUUAACACUUUGUUCUGGAUCAAUGGCGGUUGAAUAGAUGUUGGGGUAGAGUACAUGACCUGUAAAGGAACUUAGAAAAUCAUAGUUUACACUUCGAAUAUCAUUGCUAGGCAUUAUGCUUUUCUUCA
Juglans regia (Persian walnut) is the source of this 1323-nucleotide messenger RNA. Its product is annotated as ras-related protein RABA5a. Lineage: Eukaryota; Viridiplantae; Streptophyta; Magnoliopsida; Fagales; Juglandaceae. The coding region runs from base 410 to 1087 and encodes 225 amino acids. The transcript has 3 exons. Gene Ontology annotation, molecular function: GTPase activity; GTP binding. The record is from RefSeq and is a predicted model, not a curated record. Gene Ontology annotation, cellular component: endosome.